AUGCCACAGGACCCCACUUACAUCCAAAAAAGACGGAACGAAUCACUGAAGCUUGAAGCCGCACCUCGAAGAAAGUUCUUCACCUUCUCAAACAAUUCGUUAAAUAGGUUAAUGACUUUCCGGCAUUACGAUCAAGAUAAAAAUAGUACCAUCAACACCACGUUACCCAAACUUGAGAAACUCGAAACUGAUUUGUCGGACUCUGAUGAUACGUUUCGCAACUUCGAGUCUUCGUGCCUGAGGAUCGGUGACGAGCUAGACGAAGAUGCUAAGUCUUGUGUGAGCUGCGACUCCGGAUUUACCUUCUAUUCUACUUAUCCUCAUGUUGCUCGUUCUGGGUCCAACACUUCCGAUGGGACGUUCAAGAGCGCCAGGAAUUCUCUGAUUAAAAUUUCUUCAAGUACCAACACCGUUGUUGUUGUUUAA
Molecule: messenger RNA, 426 nt
Organism: Zophobas morio
Lineage: Eukaryota; Metazoa; Arthropoda; Insecta; Coleoptera; Tenebrionidae
Exons: 4
Coding region: 1-426 (141 amino acids)
Source: RefSeq, a predicted model, not a curated record